AAGGGUUAAACGUCUACAGGAAGUUUAUCCCGGGCGUGUAUAAAGACGCUUCCUGUGCUGCUCUUGAAAGAAACAUAUUUGAAACAUUCAUGGCUUGAUGUUAUAUAAAGAUACUCAAAGCAACUACACAUUAACCCAAGAUGAACUACGUACCGGGGACGGCGAGCCUCAUUGACGACAUUGACAAGAAGCACUUGGUCUUGCUCCGAGAUGGCAGAACAUUGAUCGGUUUCCUCAGAAGCAUUGAUCAGUUUGCCAAUUUAGUUUUUCACCAGACAGUGGAGCGCAUCCACGUGGGAAAGAAAUUUGGAGACAUCCCCAGAGGAAUAUUCAUUGUGAGAGGAGAAAAUGUGGUCCUGCUUGGAGAAAUAGAUGUGGAUAAGCCUUGCGACACUGUCCUGCAGCAGGUCUCCAUCGAAGAGAUUCUGGAGGAACAACGGCUGCAGCAGCAAGCCAAACAGGAGACGGAGAAAGUCAAAAUGCAGGUCCUGAAAGACAGAGGCCUUUCCAUACCCAAAGCUGAUAACUUAGAUGAAUACUAACACCACCUUGAUUCCAUUACUGAUUUGCUAUUGGACUGAAAGUUUUUUUUUUAAUGUUAAUCACGAGAGAGCAUGAUCAUAUGUUUUUUUUUUUUGUUUUUUUUUUGGUACAAGGCAACAUGGAGCCUUUAUACUGUAUCAGUUUAAUUUCAGCUAUUUGGAGAAAAAAUGUGUCUGUGCUCUCAGGUUUACAGAUCAUGUUGGGAAAAAAUGAAACCUAUGUGUCGACGAUCACUAUGUUGUCAACUUAGCAUUUAUGUUACAGCAGCACUUUGGAUUCUCUGGACUCUGGAAUAUAUCGAGUCUUUAUAAUUUGGAGACAUGUAGGCCUGUUCUUGACAAAAAUGACUGGCUAUUCUCCAUUAAAUGUUUAGUUUUUCAUUAAGAAAGGCCUGCCUUUAUAAAUUUGUCAUGUCUGAUCUGUUUUGUUUAUAGUUGUACCACUGAAUUAAUGCAUUGCAAAUAUGUUAAAAGCUUAAAUAUUUGGGUAGAUGUUGGUCUAGAGAAGAGUGUUUUCCACAGUGAAACAUGCAGGCAAUGUUAUAUUGAAGGUAAGCUCUUCAUUUGUUAUCAAAUCUAAAAGGGCCUAAUUCAUUUUGUGCAUAUGACAUAUCGGUGCAUCAGGCAAACUAAUAUCCUGUUUAUGAAGAUAAAGCACAACCAGAUAAUAGAUCCUAAAUGCCUUCAUCAGUAAAUAACCUUGUUAAUCACUGGAACAGAGACAGGAGGUAAAGUAAACAGCCCAUCAGAGACAGAUUGAGAAAGCUUUGAAGCAGCCUUUACGUCGCCUGCAGCAGUGUGCAGGACUUACUGCCUAGCAUGAAUUCUGAGCAAAUGACCAUUAAAGAAAACAGCCUGAAAUGGAAAGCACUCAGAGAACAAACCUCUGUCAAUGCAGAUACAUUUCCUACAACAAUCACGUUGGCCUAAAAGAGACAAGAUAAUUCAUUAUUUUGCAUUCUGGAGGAUAUCGAUCAAAAGAUACUUAAUUUAAAAUAUAAAAGAAGUUUGUGCACAAAAUAAUCUAAUCGGAUGCUGUGACUUUCAACCUUUCAUGGCCAAACUUUUUGCGCCACUAGAUCUUAACAGUAUACAUGCAUGUGGUAAAUUGCAACUGAGAAAAAUCUGCUGAAUUUUGACAGAUAUGAUAUUGACAAAUCUGACCCUGAAUAGUCUGUAGUCACUAUCAUCAGGACCUCACAAAAAGGAGGAAGAUUUAGCCAAAAUAAUGGACAACAGACAUGAACGGAUGCAAAAACAUAACCAAAAUGGACCUGAUGCAUGUCAGAAACUUUAUGAUCUAUUCUUAAAAUAUCUCUAAGCUGCAUUUAGUCAUGGUUUAUUAUUUGAAAUCAUCAUAGAAAGUAAAGGAUUUGUGUGAUUCUACAAAUGCAACAGUCAUUCUUACUAUGUGAUGAGAUUAUUAUUUCUAAUCAUUUGGAAAAUCCCUUUCUUCAUUUAUCUAUGAGUAGCACCAUAGACAACUAUUUAUUGCACUGAAAAACUCACCUACUCACACAUGCAAAUAGGAAUUUUUAAGUUCAAUUAUGGGAUUGCCAAGCUUACUGACCUACUACUAGAAAAUAUCCAUAAAAAUGCGUAGGUGUCUUUUUUAUUAUAAUAAAAUCCUCACAAACAUAACAAACUAGAAAGAAUAUACAGUAUUUUGCUGCUUCCAUGAAACUGUGGUAUCAUGUAGGAUUUGCACCACAAGGGGGCGACUCUAAUGUUCCUAACUGAUAUUCUUGUUGGAAGUAUUCGUUAAUUUUAACCUUAGUUCUAUUCUCACAAAGGGGAAAAGCUUUAAUCAGGGGAAGGCAAAGACUGAUGACUUUACAGCAAGGAUGCAAGCAGAUAUCCAUAUUUUUAGUGUAAAAAAA
Messenger RNA from Sphaeramia orbicularis (orbiculate cardinalfish), 2422 nucleotides. It is a transcript of the gene lsm1, whose product is annotated as LSM1, U6 small nuclear RNA associated. The transcript has 4 exons. The coding region runs from base 141 to 542 and encodes 133 amino acids. The record is from RefSeq and is a predicted model, not a curated record. Gene Ontology annotation, biological process: deadenylation-dependent decapping of nuclear-transcribed mRNA. Gene Ontology annotation, cellular component: Lsm1-7-Pat1 complex; P-body. Gene Ontology annotation, molecular function: mRNA binding. Lineage: Eukaryota; Metazoa; Chordata; Actinopteri; Kurtiformes; Apogonidae.